UUCCAAAUACCACAGCACUUCAUGAGUUUAUUACUUUAUUACCUUAUGUACAGGCCAGUGAAUUUAAAGUCUGUAUGAAAACCCAUCAUAUUGCACCAACUGAAAUACUCGCAUCAAUGAGUACGAUUGGGUAAGAACACAGGAGAGCUGAAGGAGAUCACAGGAAAAGCUCAUACUGAGGAAAAAAUGUGAACAGAGAGACUAAACACUCUUCACGAGUAGGAACUUCUUACAUCCUUUUUUUUGUAUUUUUGCCCUAUUUUAAAUCACGGUGCUUAGUGGCUAGCCUGUUUGCCUCGCAAAAACCGUUAGCCUGCUGCAUACUUUUAACAAUAUAAUGCAUUGCUCUUGAAGUGAUUAUAAAAAUGCGUUGCUUUUUUUUUUUCUUUUCUUGUAGGAGUAAUGCCAGUUCCAGACCAGUCUUGUGACAGCGAGAACUCCAACAUGUUGAGCCCAGUACUAAACGCCUCCAACGGGGAUGGAUCUGAGACAGAGACGACCUCCGCCAUCCUGGCCUCCGUCAAGGAGCAGGAGCUGCAGUUUGAGAGACUGACCAGAGAGCUGGAAGCCGAGCGGCAGAUCGUGGCCACCCAGUUGGAGCGAUGCAAACUGGGAUCUGAGACUGGGAGCGUGAGCAGCAUCAGUUCUGCUGAUGAGAAGUUUCGCUGGAACAACCAAGACGGACAAAAGGACAUAGAAGAAGAGCUCACCACUGGCCUGGAGCUGGUGGACUCCUGCAUCAGAUCCCUGCAAGAAUCUGGUAUUCUGGAUUCCCAGGAUUUUGCAGCAGGUGAAAGAGCCGGCAUCCUGUCCCAGAGUGCUUUACAGCUCAAUAACCAAGAGGGCACCUUCCCCUAUACUGCUGGUUACCAUAGCAGCCAGACCCUGGCCCUGGGAGACCCGGCGACCUCCCAACCCCUAGCACGCGGUGCUCAGGUGGGAGGCGCCGUGCACAGCUACAAUCAGGUGACCUCUAGCCGUGCAGCCCAGCUGGUGGGCAAUGACCCGGGCGUACACGCGCAGUCCCGAGACUCGCUGGCACAGAGCCAUGGCAGCGCUUUCCACUUGCCUGACACUCAGCCUUCAGUCUAUUACUCAUGUGCCACCCUGCCAGCCCAGCGUGUGAGCUCGCCGCUCUCCGUGCAGGCCCUGGGCUCGCCCUCCAAACUCCAGAGGCUUGGCUCAGCCUCGGAUAUGCCCAGCUACGCCACUCUGCAGCGGGUAUCCUCGCCCAAGCAGUCACCCAGUCGCCUAGCCAAAUCCUACAGCACUAGCUCGCCCAUUAACAUGGCGGCCGGAGGGGCAGUGUCUGCCUCACCUGGGCAGGGCAACACCACUGGCUCCUCCCCCCUCCAUCAGCUCAGCUCAGCUGUGGGCAGCUACGCCACACUUUCACCCGCCAAACGUUUGCUGCAUUCCUCCGACCAGUACAAGAUCUCCCAUGAGCUUUAUGCCAACGCUACCCUUCAGAGGCCUGGCAGUCUUGCAGGCUCCCGGGGCUCUUACAGCAGUCAGCACAGCCAUCUGGGCGCUGAACUGCGCCCCCUGCAGUCUCCUGAGCACCACAUCGAUCCCAUCUACGAGGACCGGGUCUAUCAGAAAGCACCACUGAGGAACUUCACCCAGGGUCAGGCUCCAUCCUCUCCUGGCGUCGAGCCCAUCCCCCUGCAGCGCACAAGCAGCCAGAACGCCACAGGCACCUUUCCCCGCUCCAAUUAUGCCGUCGCACCCGACUACUCCAACCCAUAUCGCACGCUGCAGUUCUGCCCUUCAGCCGACUCACCCUACAGCAAAUCAGGCCCUGCGCUGCCGCCCGAGGCCACGCUGGUCAGGUCACCCUCUGUCGACAGCAUCCAAAAGGACCCCAGGUACGACCCUGAAUUCCUUGUCUGGAAUCAAAAUCAAGCCGAACAAAGAAUGACAAAAGAGUUUGGUUGGAGGGAUCCUGAGCUGCCUGAAGUGAUCCAAAUGCUACAACACCAGUUUCCAUCUGUUCAGUCUAACGCUGCAGCCUACCUGCAGCAUCUGUGCUUCGGAGACAAUAAGAUCAAAUCAGAGAUACGAAGACAGGGGGGCAUCCAGCUACUGGUGGACCUGUUGGAUCACCGGAUGAGCGACGUGCACCGUAGCGCUUGUGGCGCUCUGAGGAACUUGGUCUACGGCAAAGCUAACGACGAUAACAAGAUCGCACUGAAGAACUGCGGGGGCAUCCCGGCCCUGGUGCGCCUCCUUCGCAAAACCACAGACGUGGAGAUCAGAGAACUGCUCACGGGCGUGCUAUGGAACUUGUCCUCGUGUGAUGCGUUGAAGAUGCCUAUAAUCCAGGAUGCUCUGGCUGUGCUCACCAACACCGUGAUCAUCCCUCACUCCGGCUGGGACUCCUCCCCACACCAGGACGAGCGCAAACUGCACCUGCACUCUUCACAAGUGCUCCGCAAUGCCACCGGAUGCCUCAGGAACGUGAGCUCGGCCGGAGAGGAGGCACGACGCAGGAUGAGAGAGUGCGAGGGGCUUACGGACGCUCUGCUCUACGUCAUCCAGGCCGCGCUGGGCAGCAGCGAGAUUGACAGCAAGACCGUAGAGAACUGCGUGUGUAUCUUGAGGAACCUGUCCUAUCGGCUAGCAGCGGAGACGUCUCAGGGGCAGCAGCUGGGCUCGGACGAGCUGGACGGGGUGCUGUGCACCGACGCCAGCGGAAAGGACGCCGAGAGCUCUGGCUGCUGGGGCAAGAAGAAGAAGAAAAAGAAGAGCCACGAUCAGUGGGACGGCGUCGGUCCUUUUCCAGACUCUGGUGAUCCUCCGAAGGGGCUGCAGAUGCUCUGGCACCCGUCCAUAGUGAAGCCAUACCUCACGCUGCUGUCGGAAUGCUCCAACCCGGACACGCUGGAGGGGGCUGCAGGGGCUCUACAGAAUCUGGCGGCAGGCAGCUGGAAGGUAGGCCCCACCCCAAAGCCAUGGUCGGUGUACAUCCGGGCGGCUGUAAGAAAAGAGAAGGGCCUUCCUAUCCUGGUGGAGCUGCUGAGAAUCGAUAACGACCGUGUGGUGUGUGCUGUGGCCACGGCACUCAGGAACAUGGCUUUGGAUGUGAGGAACAAAGAGCUCAUCGGCAAGUACGCCAUGAGAGACCUGGUCCAUCGCCUGCCAGGAGGCAACAAUAACAGCAGUGGCGGCGGCGUGGGAAAGAGCAUGUCCGACGACACCAUCACAGCCAUCUGCUGCGCUCUUCACGAGGUCAUUACCAAGAACAUGGAAAACGCCAAAGCCUUGCGUGACGCUGGCGGCAUCGAGAAGCUUAUUGGCAUCGCACGCAGCAAAGGAGAUAAACACUCCCCUAAAGUCGUGAAAGCCGCAUCUCAAGUUCUGAAUAGCAUGUGGCAGUACCGGGACCUGCGCAGCCUGUACAAAAAGGACGGUUACUCCCAGUACCACUUUGUGGGCUCGUCCUCUACAAUCGAGAGAGACCGACAGAGACCUUAUUCGUCCUCUCGCACUCCGUCAAUCUCUCCAGUGCGGACUUCGCCCAAUAACCGCUCAGCGAGCGCCCCCACCUCUCCGCGAGAGAUGAUGAGUCUGAAGGAGAGGAAGACGGACUACGAGUUGACCGGAACCAAUCCUGGUUACCAUGGCAACAAGGGCGAACACACCUCCAGGAAGGACACCAUGGCAGCACAAAUCUCCAGCGGAACCGCCACGCUGUUCCGGGGUGCUUACGUGUCUCCCAGCGACGACCUCAAACAUAACCAGGUGUCCGCUCAAGGUAAUCCAUCAGAGGCCUACCCUCCCUUCCAGACUCCUCCAGGAGCUAAUUUCGAGGAGAAUUAUUACGAGGACCAAGCGCACCAACGCCCCCCGGCCACCGCGGACGGCACCCUGCACCUCGGCCUCAAGUCCACCGGCAACUACGUGGACUUCUACUCAGCCUCUCGGCCCUACAGCGAACUCAACUACGAGACCAGUCACUAUCCCGCCUCGCCCGACUCCUGGGUGUAGAGGCAGCGGGCAGGGUCUGAGGGUCGCGGUGAAGACACACACAGACAGAAACCAGCCCGCAUGUGCAUGAACACUACCGGACACUCACUCACUCACUCGCUCGCUCACUCACCAACACACACCUUCAGUUUGAAUAGAAGGCACCUACUGAGUUCUCGGUUCACGGCGGUCAUCGGAGACACUCUCACGGAGAGAAAGGAAAAUCUGCGGUUCGAGGACGGCCCACAAAGCAGAAAAAUUCGGGAAACAGUGAGGGAGAACUAUAACUGUGAUCUAGAGGAGAUGGGGGACAUGAAGCACAAGAACAUGUCACGCGUCGACACAAGCCGAGGAAAUCGAUCCGACACAUUUUUAGGACAUCCGUUUGCGUUUGACCCGCUUUUUACGGAGUGCUUUCUUCACAAGGAGAUUUUUAUCUUUUUUUUUUUUUUUUUUUUUUUUUUGUUCUCUUUAUUUUGUAUCUCCUCUUUUUAACUUCUUAAUUCUAGUGUAAAGUAUUUGUUGUAUAUUGCAGAUGUAGAUACAAGUUACAUUGUGUAUAUUACAGAAAAAAAAGAAAAAAGAAAAACAAAAGAAACUGAUGUGCCCUCCCCUGUGGCUAAUAUCAAUUUUUUUUUUUUUUUUUUUUUUCCCGGGGGGAGGUGGGGGGGUGUAUCUGAAAAACCGAGGGAAAGGAUACUCCUACAUACUCUUCUGUAGGGAAGGUCGUUUUUGGCACCACAGAAAGUAGGCUUUGGUUUGAAAAGUGUUGUUUACUCAAGCAUUUUUUUUUUUUUUUUUUGAGAACAGCUAGAGUGAUCUCACAGAGCGUCGUCAUCGUCGUCGUCAUCAUUCCACGCACGGGGUGCUACACUGCCUGGCAAACGUUUACCGAUUAACAUGUUCAGCUUCGUUGUGUUCAGACGUCUUUUGUUCUAUAAAGGUUUAGUGACGGGUCGCAAUGAAACUCUGUCCUUUCACUAUGCUUCCAGUGAUCUGUGCUCUGGGUUUUUUUGUUUUUUUUUUUUUUGUAAAAUGUGCCAAAGGUGGUUUUCCCUGAACCAGCGGAUCACCACUGUGCUGACAUUCGACAUGAAGUUUACGUUCAACGCUGAUUCUAACACAAUUAGUUUGUAAAUGCUUUUACUUUUGUCGUCUUUUUUUUUUUUUUUUUUUUUUUACACAUUUCAUUGGCAUAUAGCCACGCAUUUCGACGAAAACUUUGAUAACAAUUGGAGAGACACGGUCUUUCGUCGCUAACAUCCCUUCCGAGAUGUACGAUUCAUUUAUGCUGUGUUGUAAAAUAGAUGACCGAGCAAAGCAGAUUUUUUUUAUUUCCAGAAACCAGUGGUUUUUACGUUCAUCGUAGACUAAUCUGUCAAUAGAUUAUGAAUAUAUAUAUUAUAUAAAUACAAAUCUAUAUAUAUAUAUAUAUAUAUAUAUAUAUAAAUAUAUAUAAAUAUAUACUUUUUAUGUGCCGAUGUGGAUGUCACCUAAUGCAGCAACUUUGCAAAGGAAAAAAAAGAAUACAUGUAGGAUUUUGUUCACGUUACACCUGGUCUUAAAUUUCCAACAAACUGUUGCCCUCCUGUUGUCAUGUUGUUGUUGUUGUGUGAAGCAGGUGAGACCAGGGCUCCAGACACCCAGAGCAAUGACGCGGACAGGUUUCGAACACAGAAACGGUGCUAAAACACACACUCACACACACACACACACACCCUCACACACAUCCUUUUUUGCAUCCUGGAUAAUGUGUUUACUGUUCGAUGUCACUAUCUUUCAAAAUAUUAAAGCUGUUUUGAACGUGUUUCAUCCCCAGAGUGAAAUCGAGGCCCCAUCGUGACGGCGGCGUCUUGUUUCUAAAAAAAAAAAAAAAAAAAAAAAAAAAGGGAAAAAAAAAAAUUGAUAAUAAAUAAAUAAAUAAAUCAGAAAGGCAACACUGCAAAAAUUAGCUGCUAGUCUAGACACGCUCCUAGAAAGAGUUGUUUUCAGUCACAGUUGCCCCCUCUGAUUUUUAUCUGAGGAUAUUUUAUAUCGGUUCAGUAGUGGCUCUGGGAAUGAUCCUUCCCUCAGAGAGCAGGCCAGACUGAAAGACACCGAGAGCAGCAGUCAUGGCCUCUGAUCAAGCGCUUAUUUUAACCUGAAGUAGUUGAGGACGAGUUCUGAAGUGUGGCGGUAAGCCCUGGUCUUCCCUCCAUAUCAUUUCGAACUUAGAGAUAACCGUCAGAGGCAAAGGAACCAAGUGAUAAUCUCCUGAAUUUGUCUCGCAUAUCUUUCAGCACUAUCGAUAGUAAAUGUCAGGGGUGGGGGCGGGGGUGGUGGUGGGAGGGGUUAUUGGGGAUUGAGGGUGGGCACAUGCACAAAAUAUUUGUGGAAAAAGUAGACAUGUCUGAAGACUUGUAUUGGAAAUGUAAGUACUUUUUUUUUCUUUCUUUCUUUCUUUCCUUUUUUUUUUUUUUUCUGUUGCUAGACAAAGUGUUUGAGAGACUUGUGAAUCUUUUUAUUGCCAGAUUGCAACUGCUAUAAGAUAUAAACUGACUAUCAAAUCAUUUUGUGUGAAUCGUUAUUGCGAAGAAUAAUUACACCUGCUGAAAUUCAACCAACAAUUUAAAAAUGGAGCUCUUUUCGAAGAGCAUCCAUAUCCAUCAUAUUAGUCACAGUGAUUUCACAAAAGUAAGCGUUUCUAUGUUUUUAGGGUUGGGCUAGAGCUCUCUGUUGAGAAUUAAGAGGCAAGUGGAGCUAGCAGUAGGUUUCUGAUCAGGCUUUUAUCAUGGUGUGGUCCCCAGUAAUAAGAUUGUGGACACCUGACCAUCACACCUAUAUGUGGUUCGAGUACACAAUUGUAUAGGAUGUCCUUUUUUUUUUUUUUUUUUUUUCCAAAACAUGUUCCGCCAUGACAGUGUGCACAAAGCAAAGUCUCUAUUCGUGCAAUGUUUGGACAACUGACACGAAAUCUCACAUCUAUUCUAUUUAUUUCAUGCUACCGUCUGUUAAUCCUUAACGGUCGUUUUUAGAGUCGUGGCUAAUGGUGAAAAACCCAUCUAACGAGUCCUCAACUCUCGUCAGUCGAAAUCUGCAGACUGUACUCCGUAUGGAGUAUGAACAAGGGUUCGGAACAAUACGCUGAAGAAGGAAAUUAGGAAUUAUGCAUGAUUAUUGCCCUUUCUAAUUGCCUAGAUAUUCAUCUUUUGUUGUUAAUUUUAGUGCGAUAAGAACAUAUCAGAGAGUAAGAAUUAAGAUAUAAUUACAGGGCCACCCACUGGGAGAAUGAAGAUGAGCAAAUAUUUCUGGGUUAAAUGCUUCGAGGCUGUGCCAUGGACUGUAUGUAGUGCUGAAUAGGUACAAUACUACCCCCUACUGGACCACCUACACACUACAAGCACUAGAAAUGCUUUGGUAU
Molecule: messenger RNA, 7369 nt
Organism: Ictalurus furcatus (blue catfish)
Lineage: Eukaryota; Metazoa; Chordata; Actinopteri; Siluriformes; Ictaluridae
Gene: ctnnd2b
Product: catenin (cadherin-associated protein), delta 2b
Exons: 22
Coding region: 403-3990 (1195 amino acids)
Biological process (GO): cell-cell junction assembly; dendritic spine morphogenesis; cell-cell adhesion
Cellular component (GO): postsynaptic density; nucleus; cytoplasm
Molecular function (GO): cadherin binding
Source: RefSeq, a predicted model, not a curated record